Pseudogymnoascus verrucosus is the source of this 677-nucleotide messenger RNA. RefSeq lists its product as uncharacterized. Lineage: Eukaryota; Fungi; Ascomycota; Leotiomycetes; Thelebolales; Thelebolaceae. The transcript is spliced from 2 exons. Bases 90 to 656 code for a protein of 188 amino acids. The record is from RefSeq and is a predicted model, not a curated record.
CCUCACAUGAAAACCAACUCUCCAACCACCAUCACCAACACCUCAAAUCCCCAAUCCCACCUCCACCAAACACACCAACUUCAAAACCCAUGCCGCCCUCCUCCAAAGCAGCAAGCAACAUCUCCUUCCACACCGCCCGCACCACCAUGUCCCCUCCCUCCCGCUCCCCCCUCAAGCGUCUGCACGCCGAGCUCUCGGCGCUGCAAUCUCUCGGCGCCCGCCCCGCGAGCGAUGGCAGCGCCAUAGAGCGCCUCGAACCGGUUGAUACGGAUGAUUUGUUUAAGUGGGAGGCGGUUGUUAAGGGGAGGGGGUUGGGGGGGGGGUAUGAGGAUGGGAGGUGGUUGUUGGAGAUUGAGGUGCCGGAGCAGUAUCCGAAUGCGCCGCCGAAGGUGAGGUUUAGGACGAGGGUUGUGGGGAGUAAUGUUGAUUUUGAGACUGGCGAAGUCUGCCUUGAUCUCCUGAAGGAUAAUUGGUCCCCAGCCUACACCCUCGAGAAGACGGUCGAGGCCGUAGCACUCAUGCUCGCGAACCCCGGGGUGGACAGCCCGCUGAAUGUGGAUGUUGCAGCGUUGUUGAGGAGUGGUGAUGCCGUGGGCGCGGAGAGUCUUGUUCGGUGGGCAGCUGCGGAGAGUUGGGGGCGGUAUGAGGGGAAAUAAGCUUGUGGAAUAAGUGGAGGA